Molecule: messenger RNA, 976 nt
Organism: Cynara cardunculus var. scolymus (artichoke)
Lineage: Eukaryota; Viridiplantae; Streptophyta; Magnoliopsida; Asterales; Asteraceae
Product: putative protein TPRXL
Exons: 1
Coding region: 84-695 (203 amino acids)
Source: RefSeq, a predicted model, not a curated record
UUACACACCCAAACGCGCUCUUUAAAAAAGCCUCCCUCUUCUCCCUUCCAUACAUUUUACUCUCUUCACACUGUAACAGAUCAAUGGCGGUUUCAACACGAAGAACAAGCGGACCGGUGCUACGAUCUCAUGCUCCAUCUGGAAGGUUCAACAACUCGCCGUCGUCGACGUCGUCGUUUGCUUCCACCAGCUCUGCGUUUUCAGCCAGAUCUAGUUCGUUUUUUCAACAGAGGCCGGCGUCGCCAGCUCCUGUGAACAUCUACGGAACGUCGUCGUCGUCGUCGUCGUCCGUGCGAUUCUCCCUGGACAAUCGUUCGAUCUCUCCGAGUAGAUCGAUAUCCUCGCUACCUAGAAAUCAUAAUCAGGCGGUGAAGAAGCAGUUGGAGACUCCAAAGAGGACGUGUAUGUGUUCACCUACGUCGCAUCCAGGAUCGUUCAGGUGCAGCUUGCAUAAGAACUCCAACAACAAUAACAGCCACAACCAUACGGCUUCGUAUCCCUCAAACCGACUCAACGCGAGGCGGUCGGCGAUGACUAACUCGCUCGUUCGUAUAGGAACCGUAGAAGGUGGUGAUUUGGUGAAGAGAGCUCUAGCGGCGUUGAUUCGACCAUCGUCUCACCAACAAAAACGUAGAACAUCGUUUCAGCCUAGGCCAAGUCGGCUAUCUGUCAUGUCAAAGGCGGAGGAUUUUUAGAUUCUGAAAAAUUCGGUAUGUUCGUUGAUUACUCUGAACGUCCGGCUAUUGAAUCCAAAGACGGUUGCGUACGAUAACAGCAGAUCGCGGCGAGUGGGAAAUCGAAGAGAUCGGAAUGAGCGGCUUUUUAAGAUAUCGGUAAACCGAAUCAAAGCACUCACAAGAGGGAACACCCUUUUUAUGUGUAAAUACUUACAGAUGACGAUAUAUGAAUAUCAUCCGUUGCUGCCAUCAAUGACUAAUGAAGCAACUUCAAUUCUAAACACUAAUCUAAGCACACU